AUGGCGGGUGGCUUCAUAGAGAAGGGGUCUUCCGAAAAGAACUAUCCCGGAAAACUCACUUUCAGAGUCUUCAUAACAUGUGUCACCGCUGCAUUUGGAGGUCUUAUCUUUGGAUAUGACUUAGGCAUUUCAGGUGGAGUCACCUCCAUGGAUCCUUUUCUGAAGAAAUUCUUCCCUGAUGUGUACGCAAAGGAGCACAACAUUAAGCCCACUGAUAACCAAUAUUGUAAAUUUGAUAGCCAAGUGCUCACACUCUUCACUUCCUCUCUCUAUUUGGCUGCUCUUGUGGCAUCAAUCUUCGCAUCCAAGGUAACUCGAGCCUUCGGUAGGCGCCUCACCAUGAUCUCCGGCGGUGUUCUCUUUCUCGCCGGUGCAGCUUUGAACGGCUUCGCCCAGCAAGUUUGGAUGCUUAUUGUUGGCCGCAUGUUGCUAGGUUUUGGAAUCGGAUGCGCCAAUCAGUCUGUGCCGAUCUACGUGUCCGAGGUUGCUCCAUACAAAUACAGAGGAGCACUUAACAUGUUGUUUCAAUUGGCAAUCACCAUUGGCAUUUUUGUUGCCAAUAUUCUGAACUACCUUUUUGCCAAGAUGGAGAACGGCGAAGGGUGGCGCUAUAGCUUAGGUUUGGCAGGAGUCCCUGCAAUAAUGAUCAUCAUCGGUGCAAUGUUUCUUCCUGACUCUCCAAACUCGUUGAUCGAGCGUGGACAAGCUGAGAAGGCCAAGGAGGAACUAAUCAAGAUUCGUGGAACCGAUGAUGUUGACGAGGAGUUUAAGGAUCUUGUUGCUGCCAGUGAAGCCUCCAAACAGGUCAAGCAUCCUUGGUCUUCUUUGCUCAAAAGUGAGUACAGGCCUCACCUCACCAUGGCUAUAGCCAUUCCCUUCUUCCAACAACUCACUGGCAUGAAUGUCAUCACAUUCUAUGCUCCUGUUUUGUUCAAAACUAUUGGCUUUGGUGGAACUGCUUCUCUUAUGUCUGCCAUGAUUACCGGAGGUUGUAACGCCCUUGCCACCCUUGUUUCCAUCUUUACCGUUGACAAGGUUGGCAGACGAAAGCUUUUUCUCGAAGGUGGUGCUCAAAUGUUUAUCUGUCAGCUUGUGAUCGCAGCUGCAAUAGGUAGCAAAUUUGGAACAGAUGGAAACCCUGGAGUUCUUCCCAAGUGGUUUGCCUUAACUGUUGUGGUAUUCAUAUGUGUCUACGUGGCGGGAUUUGCGUGGUCGUGGGGUCCAUUAGGAUGGUUGGUACCCAGUGAAAUAUUCCCGCUUGAAGUUCGAUCCGCAGCUCAGAGUGUCAACGUUUCGGUUAACAUGAUCUUCACCUUUGCCAUUGCCCAAGUUUUCACUUCAAUGUUGUGCCAUAUGAAGUUCGGGCUCUUCAUCUUUUUUGCAUUCUUUGUGAUUGUUAUGAGUGUCUUUAUCUACAAGUUCUUGCCAGAGACAAAGGGUGUUCCCAUUGAAGAAAUUUCUCUUGUGUGGGAGAAUCAUCCUUAUUGGAACAAAUUCGUCAAGUCCUCUGCUCAAAAGAACAAAAUUGCUGCACCAGAUUCUCAAGUUUAG
Arachis stenosperma is the source of this 1551-nucleotide messenger RNA. RefSeq names its product sugar carrier protein C-like. Gene Ontology annotation, biological process: monosaccharide transmembrane transport. Gene Ontology annotation, molecular function: monosaccharide transmembrane transporter activity. The record is from RefSeq and is a predicted model, not a curated record. The transcript is spliced from 4 exons. Gene Ontology annotation, cellular component: membrane. Lineage: Eukaryota; Viridiplantae; Streptophyta; Magnoliopsida; Fabales; Fabaceae. The coding region runs from base 1 to 1551 and encodes 516 amino acids.